AAUUUAACACGCGAACUAGCUAGGCCAUUACUUAUAUAAAUGCUUUAUACAAACUCAAACUUUAACUUUAUAUUAUCACGCCAUAUUCAUAUAAAGUUAACCUUAUAUAUAGGACGAGCUAGCGUUACAUAAUUCUUCCAAUUGUACGAAACUCGAAUUCCAACGUAGAUUUGGCUAAGAAGAUCAAAGUUGGUAUUGAGAAUCACGGCUUAUUUGUAUUAGUAUCGUUUGCAAGGAUGAGAAACAAUUUAGGAUCAUACAAAAUGCGCGGUUUGAUUGAGCUUAUACAACUCUAUAGAGCAAAAACAAACAAUCCAUUGGCUAAUAAUGCUGUUUUUUCGAAUUCUAGGCGAAGAAUUGGAGAUAAUAAUGGCUCUUUUAUUAAUGUGCAAUCUACUGGAAGUAGAAAAAUGAUUCGUGCUGAUGGUGCUUCUACUUCUGGCGGAACGGGAGGCGAUGGAAAGCCAACACCACCGUUACCUAAACCACCUUCUCCUAAACCACGGCCACCACCAGCUAGGCGUGUUUCGUGGAUAAAAAUGGUUUUAGGCUCUAUGUUUUCUCUACUUCUAGCAUUUUGGGCACCUAAAUGGACAACUCUUCUUAGAAUAGGAGGUGAGGCGGAAGUAGUGUUGAAAGAAGUAGAACAAGUGGCGGAAGUGGUAGAGAAGGUGGCAACCGUGACGGAGAGGCUUUCGGAGGAGGUGGCUAAUGAACUUCCUGAUGGUAACAAAUUUAAGGAAGCAGCUUUGGUUGUCGAGCAUGUUUCAGAGGAGGCUGCUAAGGAUGCUCACUUAGCUGAAGAAAUCAUACAUAAGGUGGAUGUGAUGAAGCAAGACUUUGAAGACGUGGAAGAGAAACUAGAACCCUUUAUUGAAAAAAUUGUACAUGACAAAAAGUCUAGCAACAAAUUGUAGCAUGCAAACCGAAAUUAUCGAAUAAUAUUCCAUUGUUUUCAAUAA
Chenopodium quinoa (quinoa) is the source of this 962-nucleotide messenger RNA. RefSeq lists its product as uncharacterized. The coding region runs from base 237 to 917 and encodes 226 amino acids. The record is from RefSeq and is a predicted model, not a curated record. NCBI's taxonomy places the organism in Eukaryota, Viridiplantae, Streptophyta, Magnoliopsida, Caryophyllales, Amaranthaceae. The transcript has 5 exons.